This is a messenger RNA of Malassezia sympodialis ATCC 42132, 1215 nucleotides long. RefSeq names its product E3 ubiquitin-protein ligase MARCH. Gene Ontology annotation, molecular function: zinc ion binding. NCBI's taxonomy places the organism in Eukaryota, Fungi, Basidiomycota, Malasseziomycetes, Malasseziales, Malasseziaceae. The record is from RefSeq and is a predicted model, not a curated record.
AUGCACGGCCGCGCCCGCUGCGAUGCCGUGGACGAGAUGCAAGUCGAGGCGCUCUUGCUCGGUGGCCACGCAGCGGCGCCUGAGCGCAUCUGCCGCAUGUGCUUCGACAGUGCCGUGGCGCCCGGCGACCGGCUGCUCGCGCCCUGCCGGUGCCGCGGCACGAUGAAGUACGUGCAUGCGUCGUGCCUCGACGAGUGGCGCGCCAAGUCGCGGCGCACCGACUCGGCUCGGGCCUGUGAGCAGUGUGGCGCGGCGUACCGGCUGCGUGUGACGCCGGCGAUGUGCCUGCUGGGCUCGCGUCUCGUGCGUCUCGUGCUGACCGUGGCCCUGUGCCUCGCGCUUGCGCAGGGCGCGGGCGUCCUUGCGCGUAUGGCGCUGCAGCGCGCGGAGCCUGGCCUGUUUGGGGCCAUGCACCCAUGGGCGUUGCAGUCGGUGUCGUACGAGCCCAGCGCUGAUGCCCAGCCGUCGGCGCUGCCGCCCAUGGAGCGCGGAGCCGACGGCCUCUCGAUGCUGUGGGACGACCUGCUCGGUCCGGUAGACGAGACGGAGAUGCCGUCGGACACGUACUUGUAUCUCACGGGCCUCGCGCAGCCCAUCGUCCUCUUGCAGGCCGUGCAGGGCAUGCUGCAGCGGGCGCUCGAGAUGCUCGUGCGUGCGCGCUUCUCGUGGCCCUGGCAGCGUGUUGUCACCGUGCAUAGCUCGCCUGCCGGUGCGGCCGGACCCCGCGCGCCGCCGCCGCUAUGGCGGCAUGCGCGCCUGUACGAGCACACACUCGGACUCGCGCUCGUCGGCCUGACCAUGAACUUUCACACGGUCGGCUUCGUCUCGUCGCUGAGCGUCCUGUACACGGGCCUCCCGUUCGUGGCGGUCGCCAUGUAUCCUACCGGGGAGCGCGCGGCCCAGGCAGCGGUCGUGUGGGAGAGCGACCACUGGCUCGGCCCCCUGCUGCUCGUGAUCGUCUUGUGGGGCCUCGUGCGCACGUUGGUGGUGGUCUUCGAGCAGCUGUCGUUCCUAGGGCACUACGUUGUGGCCCAUACGCCGCGCCUCGUUGCCGACUAUGGCGAGGCGGGCGCUGCGCCGAGGCCCUGGCCACACGCCGCGCCGCGCCUGUCUUGGACGCAGUGGGCUCUGCAGCGCAUGCUACGGGGCCACGCGGCGGUGCGCGACCUCACUGACCCGCGGUUCGUGUGGAUGCUGGCGCAGGCGGGCGACUAG